Messenger RNA from Gracilinanus agilis (Agile Gracile Mouse Opossum), 287 nucleotides. Its product is annotated as replication protein A 32 kDa subunit-like. Gene Ontology annotation, cellular component: chromosome, telomeric region; DNA replication factor A complex; site of double-strand break. The record is from RefSeq and is a predicted model, not a curated record. The annotation marks the transcript as partial. NCBI's taxonomy places the organism in Eukaryota, Metazoa, Chordata, Mammalia, Didelphimorphia, Didelphidae. Gene Ontology annotation, biological process: DNA replication; double-strand break repair via homologous recombination; nucleotide-excision repair. The transcript is spliced from 3 exons.
CCCUUGGCAGGAAGACCAUCUCUCAACACUUCUGGAAUAGGAGAUACAGGAGGCUUUGGAGGAAACAGCUUUAGUGGGAACAAUUUUAUGCCAGCCAAUGGCCUCACUGUAACCCAGAACCAGGUACUGAAUUUGAUUAAAGCUUGCCCAAGGCCAGAAGGCAUGAAUUUUCAGGAUCUCAAGGCUCAGCUGCACAACUUGAAUGUGUCUGUAAUCAAGCAAGCUGUUGAUUUUCUCAGCAACGAAGGUCACAUCUAUUCCACUGUGGACGACGACCACUUCAAAUC